Molecule: messenger RNA, 381 nt
Organism: Acanthoscelides obtectus
Lineage: Eukaryota; Metazoa; Arthropoda; Insecta; Coleoptera; Chrysomelidae
Source: the annotation of a GenBank genome assembly
AUAAAUCCAAAUUUUGGCUUUUUCCAAUUCACACCACAUUACUGCCAUCAGAGAGAUAGCUGCAGGAGAUAUUGAUGUGUCAUCUGCAAAGAGGGUAUAUUUGGGCAUUAUCCCAUCAUUUGGGAGACCUCAGACAAGAAGGCGUAUGGGGCCUAGGACAGAACCUUGUGAUAGGACUCCACCAAUAUUGGAGGAAAAACUAUGACAAGGCAAUUUUACUGUUUCGUGUAAAAAGCCUUCAUCACACCUGACAGCAGAUCAAGGAUUGCGUCUGAUUGCUUUAAAACCAAACUGCUUUUCGGAAAAAAAUCCAUUUGUCCCAAAGAAUUCUGAUUUGAGUGGCCAUGUAUUUUUCGAUAAUUAGGAAGAGAGAUAUUGUAG